UAAAUAGAUCUCUCUCUCUCUCUGUCGGGAAAAAGUUGCAGGAAACCCUAAACCGAUCCCAAAUUCGUUGCGGCCGAGAUAUCGAUUCGAUAUGGCAGGAGGAGGAGGUGAUGCGGCGUUACAAAGGCGGACGGGAGUGUGGUGGGACCUGAACACGUGUCCGGUUCCCGAUGGUUUUGACUUUUGACCCUCGUCGUGUGCGUGGGUGCAUAGAAUCAGCGGUGCACAAGCAGAUGGGUCAUCGUUCUAAAGUCGUCAUCUAUGCCAUGGGCAACCUAGAAUACAUCUCUAGUGACCUCUUGGAAGAGAUAGCUUACUCUGGAAUCGUUCUUGUCCACGCUCCCUGCGGUGGGAACGACUUCAGAAAGUUACUGGGCGAAUGGUCUCAGCUUAACCCAUCAUCUCCGGCUUAUACUGUCAUGCUGAUAUCCUGCAAUUAUACGAUGGUUGAUCCUUAUCUUUUUCGGCCUACUCGAUUCACUGCUUUUUGUGUAUAUCCAAAAGAUAGCCGGCCAGUUACCCUUGACCAGCAGCCAGUAGCUCAGAAAGUUUUUGUGGGAGAGUUUGUCUGGGAAACUUUAUUGAAUGACAACAUCACAUGUGAGAUGAUGACCGUGGAUGAAGAUGAACCUCUCUGCAUUUGCGACAUAUGCGAUGACACUUUCGAAAUAUGUGCCGAAUUCAUCACUCAUCUCAAGAGUGAAGAACACAUAAAGGAGUUGUCUGAUAUAGUGCCUAGAGACUCCUGGUACGGUAAGCCUAUGCAUUUUUGCCAUGUUUGCAAUUAUCCCGGCUACGACGAAUAUAACAUGCUCCUCCAUAACCAAAGUGAAGAUCAUCAUCGCAAGCUGGAUAAGAGCAGGAAGAGAUUGAUCUCUUUACCGAGAGAAACCCCUUUAACCAUUCAAACAUCAAGCUAUGUUUUGAACGAGUCAAACAAGACGUUUCCAUUGAUGAAGAAGAGGAAGUCUACGCUCUACUAGUUUGUGCCUAUGGGGUCCUUGUGUGUUUACCACUUAUUUAUUACCGUUUGUUCUACCACCUAAACUAUUGGUUUGUUUUGGUUUAAUUAAUACUUUUAUCUAUUAAAAUGAAAAUCUUCAUCCUGUUGCUUUAUGCAAGCCA
This is a messenger RNA of Brassica oleracea var. oleracea, 1125 nucleotides long. RefSeq lists its product as uncharacterized. The record is from RefSeq and is a predicted model, not a curated record. Lineage: Eukaryota; Viridiplantae; Streptophyta; Magnoliopsida; Brassicales; Brassicaceae. The transcript has 5 exons. The coding region runs from base 171 to 983 and encodes 270 amino acids.